Molecule: messenger RNA, 1213 nt
Organism: Trifolium pratense (red clover)
Lineage: Eukaryota; Viridiplantae; Streptophyta; Magnoliopsida; Fabales; Fabaceae
Product: urease accessory protein G
Exons: 5
Coding region: 77-895 (272 amino acids)
Molecular function (GO): GTPase activity; nickel cation binding
Source: RefSeq, a predicted model, not a curated record
CAAUUAGAAUGACUUAAAAUUGAAAUAGCAUUGAAAAUAGAGAGAAUCUAGUUUAGUAACAAUCCAACAAUAACCAAUGGCUUCUGGAGGCGAGCACACCCAUGAGCAUCAUGACCAUGACCAUGACCAUGACCACAAGCAUGCAGAUUCAUGGGUAGGUGCUGAUGGAAAAGUUUACCACAGCCACGAUGGUCUCGCACCACAUUCACACGAACCCAUUUACUCACCUGGAUUCUUCAGCAGAAGAGCUCAACCUCUUCCAAACAGAGAUUUCAAUGAAAGAGCUUUCACUGUUGGCAUUGGUGGACCUGUUGGUACUGGUAAAACAGCUUUGAUGUUAGCCCUUUGUCAAAAUCUUAGAGAUCAUUACAGUCUCGCUGCUGUGACUAAUGAUAUAUUUACUAAAGAAGAUGGUGAGUUUUUGGUGAAACAUAAAGCACUUCCAGAGGAAAGGAUACGUGCUGUUGAAACUGGUGGUUGUCCACAUGCAGCAAUUCGUGAAGAUAUUAGUAUUAAUCUUGGUCCACUUGAAGAGCUUUCAAAUCUUUAUAAAGCUGAUUUACUUCUUUGUGAAUCUGGGGGAGAUAACUUGGCUGCCAAUUUCAGCAGGGAACUGGCUGACUAUAUUAUUUACAUAAUAGAUGUAUCUGGUGGUGAUAAAAUUCCUAGGAAAGGUGGUCCUGGAAUCACACAAGCUGAUCUCCUUGUGAUAAACAAGACCGACCUUGCACAAGCAAUUGGGGCUGACUUGUCUGUCAUGCAGCGCGAUGCUCUUAGGAUGAGAGAUGGCGGGCCAUUUGUAUUUGCUCAGGUGAAGCACAAUGUUGGUGUAGAAGAAAUUGUGAAUCAUGUCAUACAGGCAUGGGAAGCAGCUACGGGGAAGAAACGCCGUUGACAUUUCUUUGAAAGCUGAUAGCUCGAGCGAGGAGUGGAGCCUAGCCCAUUGUCUUUUCAUUCAUGUUAAAUAACUAUUUUCUGUAGCAUGUUACUACCUUGAACCUAAUAAAUGUGUACGAGUCACGCAUCUAUGUACUAUGGCUAGUAGUUUUUUUUUUGGACAAGAAUAAGCUUAUAGCAUUUCAUUAUCAAUGUACUAUGGCAGUGGUUUUUCGGUAAAAAUAUGCAAUUUCACAUAUCUAUCAAUGUGUAUGAGCCACACAUUUAUCUACUAUGGCUAUUGGCUACUAAUAACUCCGAUUCUCAUUCAUGUUAA